This is a messenger RNA of Penicillium soppii, 843 nucleotides long. RefSeq names its product 18S rRNA methyltransferase BUD23. Gene Ontology annotation, molecular function: rRNA (guanine) methyltransferase activity. Gene Ontology annotation, cellular component: nucleolus. The record is from RefSeq and is a predicted model, not a curated record. The transcript has 2 exons. Gene Ontology annotation, biological process: rRNA (guanine-N7)-methylation. The coding region runs from base 1 to 843 and encodes 280 amino acids. NCBI's taxonomy places the organism in Eukaryota, Fungi, Ascomycota, Eurotiomycetes, Eurotiales, Aspergillaceae.
AUGUCGCGCCCUGAGGAUACUUUGCCUCCGGACCUUUUUUACAAUGACAAUGAAUCGCGAAAGUAUACCAAGUCCUCACGAAUUCGCAACAUUCAGGCAAACAUGACCAACCGAGCUCUGGAACUUCUUGAUCUGAAGUCCCCAUCCUUUAUUCUCGAUGUUGGAUGUGGCUCUGGUCUUUCCGGCGAAAUUCUAUCCGAAGUACCUCCCGAUGAAGGUGGCCCGCACACAUGGAUCGGCAUGGAUAUUUCACCCAGCAUGUUGGAUGUGGCCCUACAACGCGAAGUGGAUGGUGAUUUGUUCCUCGCCGAUAUUGGACAGGGUGUGCCUUUCCGUCCUGGUGCGUUCGAUGCGGCAAUCAGUAUUAGUGCCAUCCAGUGGCUCUGUAAUGCGGAAUCCAGCGAUGUUACCGCCGAAGGUCGUCUGCGUCGCUUUUUUGAGGGUCUUUACGCUAGUCUACGUCGAGGUGGUCGCGCAGUCUGUCAAUUUUACCCGAAGAACGAUACCCAGCGGAGUAUGAUCAGUGGAGCUGCCAUCAAGGCUGGCUUUGGUGCGGGUAUCCUUGAGGAUGACCCCGGUACCAAGAGCAGUAAAUUGUACUUGGUUCUGACCGUUGGUGGUGGUGGGCUUCCUGGUGAUAUCACUGGUGUGGUGAACGGCAUGGACGACGUCAACGUCCUGGAUGCUCGACGAAAGGCCACCGAGAUCAACAAUGCGCGAGGACCCCCUCGCAAGGGCGACAAGGCUUGGAUUUUGAACAAAAAAGAACAGAUGGCGAGAAAGGGCAAGGUUGUCAAGCCUAGUUCCAAAUUCACCGGCCGCAAACGACGCAUCGUUUUCUAG